This is a messenger RNA of Lindgomyces ingoldianus, 2905 nucleotides long. RefSeq lists its product as uncharacterized. The record is from RefSeq and is a predicted model, not a curated record. The transcript has 15 exons. The coding region runs from base 1 to 2850 and encodes 949 amino acids. Lineage: Eukaryota; Fungi; Ascomycota; Dothideomycetes; Pleosporales; Lindgomycetaceae.
AUGGCUCGCGAGUCGGCAAACACUAACUUCCCAUUUUGGCAAUGGUGCAGUUGGGUGAAGCGGAUUCUGUUGAGGGAUAACUUUGAAGACCAGCGAUGGAAACGGCUUGUUGACCCUUCAGUCAUACAAAUUCUGGUAUACGAUGUGAUGAAGGAUGUAGCGUCUGAUCUACACCCACUAGGCGAUCUCACAACCAAGCUGGUAAAUGCUACCUUGAGGAGUUGCAAAGGGGGUAUGAGAUGGGAGAGAUCAAUGAUAUCUUAUUUUCCUAAUCCGCUAGCACUUAUCAUCAGGCAUCGUGAAUCACUCUUUCGCCUGCCCCCUUUUGCGGGCCCGCUAAAAUGGGUGAUAAAUCUGGUCUCCCGAGAGUAUACUUUCUGUAAAGCACCCAUCAGGGUAGAUAUGCGAGGAAUACUACUCCAUAUAAUAUGGAUAUUUAUAGCUGGCGAUAAUUUCGACAAUUGUAAGGCAAGGCAUGCCGAAUUUUCAAAAGGGUCCUACCUGAUAUCCAAGGUUAUCACCAAAAUACCGCCGUUUCGCAUCGGUGCCCUUCCACAGUGGCAGCUAAAGCGAAUGAGCAUGAAAGAUUCUUUCGGCCCCCAGGCCUUUGUCUUUUGGUUCGUGCACUCUCUUCAUACUAUUCACCAAUCGCUGCCGUCAAGGUUGCUUGCAACCUUCUAUCGCGACGUUGUCGAAUAUCGCUUUCCGAUGAAGACGCUCGAAAUGCUAUCCUCGGCCGUUGAGUUGGGCUCGGACCCCCCUUUCCCUUUUUUUGAGCUGAGUCCCCAGCGAUGUGUUGCCAACAUCCGAACGAGCGAGCGUCUUCGUCUCAUUUGUGGGAGAUGGCCUCGUUGUAGAGGGAUCGAAUGCUGGAUAAUUGCUGCUCCACUUCUCUAUGGGAACUGCAGACUGGGAGGUAAGAAGGGCAAUCUUGGCGAUGAGCAUAAGGCUCUGGUCCAAGAAGGGAGAAAUGUUGAUGUCUUGGGAUUCUUGCUUUUUUUCAACUUAAAAUAUUUUGCGGUGAUAUGUACGAAUGAACUUGCACAAACUUGUCCUAGAAUAUAUGGAUGUAGUCUGCUGAACGUUCCUCAACGUAAGCAAGGGUCAACCACCAAUAAAGCUAAACAAAUUGCCGCAGUGCAACCCCGUCCGCAUCAACACCGUCAAUUGGAUACCAAAAGAACGCCAUGCAUCAGCAUACGAAGCCUUUGGAACACGAAAGAAAAUGCCCCACAACCGAAACUUUUAAUCCUCCAAGAACCGAUCGAGGGAAGCAGAGGGCGGCCUACCCUGCUUCCGAAGACCUUCGAGAUUAUGACAUCCGGCUCAAAACUCUCUGCUGCAGCUACUAUACGCGCACGUCUACCUCAAAACACCCCCCAGGCGGUGCCAAUUCGCCCACCAACCGGUGGAAAGGAUAAAAGUAGCAGCAACGAGAACACAAGCAAAGAUAUCAUCGCACUGCUCAACGAAGAAGUAGACCGAGAACUCUAUCCAAAAUUGAUAUUCCUGAAAACUCUGUCACCAUUCAAAGACGGACCCGUUCGGCGCGAUUCAUCGGGUGGUUCGAUUGACGAACACCGACGCAGAUUCCUCGACGCGUUUGCAUACUUGUGCGAUGUUGAGAAGGGAGGGGGUACUGUGACCGCAUGCGCGCUGCAGAAGGUCAAUGGGGAUAUUGUAAUGUGGCUGGCUGCGAAUGAGCAGAUACGGCCGGUGGUGGUCGAUUUUGCGAAGGAUGUGCUGAAGAGGUUAAAGAAUGUUACGGUAGAGGAGAGGAAGGGGGUUGAGGAGGAGAUCUUGGAUGUGGCUGUGAAGAAAGGGAAGAAGCGGAUUGCAUUUUAUAGAACGAGGCUGGGAAAUUGUGCGGAGGCAUGCUGCGAAGAGCUAGUGACGAAGUCAGGUGAGUUGGCGGCAACGCAGAGUGAGCCCUUUUCUUAUUUAGAAGAUGACUUUCUUCGAACCUGGGUGAAGAAUUUAAAAAAGGAGUUGGGUCAUAUCUCGACACUAGAGCUUGUUAAGUUCUGCUAUGGACUGCGAGGGGAUGGUCUGGAGUUGCUUCGAGCCAGAUCUCUGACCGAAGACGACUGCUUUGGACAGUUGGCUCAUUUGGUCGGACGACUAGGCGCACACAAGUCGAAAGUGCUGACUUUAGUGGAGGCGAUGCUUGAAGUUCCUUCCUUACGGAACAUUGGGGACAUCCGGGCUGCGUCGUCACCCCCGAAACGCAAAGUGAGAGUAGUGCCUGAGACAACUCACCAUUACGAUAUGAUCCUGGGUAUCUGCAGAAAAGAGUCAAUCGUCAAUACGAUGCAAGCUCGACAAGCUCUGCACGCCCUAUGUGAUCUGGAACUCGAGCACGGUCUCGACCUCCGAGGAAAGAUCGAAGCUGAAAGCUCCAUUGAUACUCGUGUGCACGCCGAGCUGAUAUUAGUGGACCUUUUCGCUCGUGGUGGUUUCGGCUUCGUUGAAAACGAUCGAUAUAUUGGCUGCAGCAAGCCAGCCUGUUACUUCUGUUUCAACUGGAUCGCGCUCCACUAUGCUAGAUACGUGCGCCCUGCGACACAUAACAAGAUCAUCCUUGGAUGUCGAGGAUUAGACUCGGAACUUAAUGCAACCGGAAGAAACCGUCUUAAGGGGAUGAAUAAGAAGAUGAUUGAUCAGGUCGAGAAGGAUAUCAUUCAAGCUCUUUUGGAGAGGCAAGCACAAGGUACUCGAGCGAGGGCACAUCAUAUGUCGAGUGAGGGUUCAAGUAGAGCACAGAGCGAUCGUAAAGGCUUUGUUUAUCAUUCGAGCAUUAUCGUGAGCACUGAGUAUAGAAAAGGGCAACGCGACUCAGAUAUUCAGUGAUACGUAAGUAAUUAAAAGGGCGCCAGAGAAACAAUUUGAGACACAGGGUGUAAUA